AUGGACCACCUCUGCGGAACCUGCUCGCUCGCCAUCGUCCCCCCGGCCAAACCCACCGCGCCGUGCAGCGGUCCGUGCGGCCGUCGCUUUCACCCGGACUGCGCCGGGCUCAACUCGCUAACGGCCGACGUGCUCACUUCCGGCGCGGAUCGCGGCCUGCUUUGGUACUGCGCGGAGUGCCGCGGUCCGGGUGCGGUUUGGCCUCCGGUUUUCAAGCUACUCAACGGGACGGAGUUGCUGGCCGUUCGGCGGGUUUGUCGCCGCUGGCGGGACCUGGUGGACGAUUGUGCGGAGUUGCUGGAACGGAUUCCGGUGCGCUUUCCGGAGCGCACGUGGAUCGAUGAGGAGUACCGGCCGCGGGAUUUGCCCCGGAAGGCGCGGAUCGUGUCGAUGCGGCACUGUAUCGUGAACGGGAUUGGGGGGUGGUGGGCCGGGGGGUUUGCUGAGCGGUUGUACAAUCUGCAGCUGGUGGGUUGCCAGGUGCGUCAUCCGGUGCUGGUGGAGAUGCUGCGGCACAUGCCGAACCUGUUUCUGCUGCACAUGUACUCCGAGGUGGACGUUCGGCCAGAAGAUGACUUGGGGCAGGUGAGGGUCCGGUUGCCGGGUUUGAAGCAGUUGGCGGUUCAUCAUGUUCCGUGGGAGGGAUUGAUGGCGCUCGAUGCCCCGCUGGAGACGCUGAUCCAGGAUGGUCCCAUGUGGAAGCAGAAUGUCUUCAAUGGGUUGUUGAAGGCCGUGCAAGGCACGCUGAAGGUUCUUCAGUGGGGUUUGAAUGCCGAAGUGAUGGAGGUCAUAUCCACGCUGGAUCGACUCCGGCUGAAAACGGCCAUGCCCUUCAACAUGUGCUUCUCGAAGGAAGAGGAACCGCUGAUUUUGAGGUUGACCCGCGCCCAACCAAGCAUCGAGGAACUUAAAAUUAGACUUUCCCGGCUUUCAACCGUGGCCCUCUGCGAGGUUGGUCGCAAUCUCCCCAAGCUGACCGAACUCUCCGUCUCCGUUAACGACGAUUCCAAAGUCUCCGCUCCUUCGUUCCUAGAGUUCAUGCCUGGGCUGAAGGAUCUGUACCUUAACUACUCCACCAACUCGCGCGAGGUCAUCUUCAACGGCUACAAAUGCGCUCACCUGGAAAAGCUUGACCUGCAGUUCAACCUCUUCCUCAGUCAAAACCCCCCUCACCAGGUCCACUUAAAGCAGUUCCUGAACAACUGCCCCGUCCUCCGUCGCCUAAAGCUCACCGUGUGCGCCCUCAACAGCUGGUCCGACGUCCUAACCUUCGCCCUGCAACCACAAUCCCCCCUGCGCCACCUCACCCUGAACGCCGUCCGAGCCCUGGACCGUGCCGACCUCCGACCACCCGGACCCGGAUCUCAUCUGCGCUGUCUCCGCCUCUCCGAGUGCGACAUGACCUCCGAGGACCUCACCCGCCUCUUCACCGCCUGCCCCCAACUGACCGAGCUUCGUCUGGCCAAGAUGGCCACCGUAACGGGGGCCACCCUCGGGAGUCUGUCCCCGUGGCUGGAGCGCAUCACCCUGACCGAAUGCAGCCACGUUACGGACCAGGCGGUCGUUCUGCUCGCAACCCGUUGCCAGCGCGCGCUCAAACAGUUGACGCUGGUGGACUGCGAGCUGGUCACGGCGGCCACGCAGGCGGCCCUCGGCUCGUACCGGGGACUGCAGGUGCGCAUUCAGCGCAGCCCGAAGAUGCCCGCGUGGGUGCCGCGCCCGGUGGACUAUCCGUGCUAGGUUUGUCGUUGAAAAAUUGUAGUAGGCGAUGCACCAGAAACUCAUUCUGACAGUCCACAAAGUCGGACGCAUUAUUCAAUAAACGCUCUAGUCUAGUAACGAAACA
Molecule: messenger RNA, 1846 nt
Organism: Culex pipiens pallens (northern house mosquito)
Lineage: Eukaryota; Metazoa; Arthropoda; Insecta; Diptera; Culicidae
Exons: 2
Coding region: 1-1740 (579 amino acids)
Molecular function (GO): protein binding
Source: RefSeq, a predicted model, not a curated record